Manis pentadactyla (Chinese pangolin) is the source of this 1241-nucleotide messenger RNA. RefSeq names its product solute carrier family 25 member 5 (gene SLC25A5). Gene Ontology annotation, biological process: mitochondrial ATP transmembrane transport; mitochondrial ADP transmembrane transport. Gene Ontology annotation, cellular component: mitochondrial inner membrane. The coding region runs from base 97 to 993 and encodes 298 amino acids. Gene Ontology annotation, molecular function: ATP:ADP antiporter activity. The record is from RefSeq and is a predicted model, not a curated record. NCBI's taxonomy places the organism in Eukaryota, Metazoa, Chordata, Mammalia, Pholidota, Manidae. The transcript has 4 exons.
AAAUCGGCCAUUAGCUUCGCUCUGCCCCAGAACCGCGGAGUCCAAGCGGCUUCCUAACGCAGUCCCGUUGUCACCCGCCUCCUCUUUCCUUUCACUAUGACAGAUGCCGCCGUGUCCUUCGCCAAGGACUUCCUGGCAGGUGGAGUGGCCGCGGCCAUCUCCAAGACAGCGGUAGCGCCCAUCGAGCGAGUCAAGCUGCUGCUGCAGGUGCAGCAUGCCAGCAAGCAGAUCACUGCAGAUAAGCAAUACAAGGGCAUUAUAGACUGCGUUGUUCGUAUCCCCAAGGAGCAAGGAGUCCUGUCCUUUUGGCGUGGUAACCUGGCCAAUGUAAUCAGAUACUUCCCCACCCAGGCUCUCAACUUUGCCUUCAAAGAUAAAUACAAGCAGAUCUUCCUGGGUGGUGUGGACAAGAGAACCCAGUUUUGGCGCUACUUUGCAGGGAAUCUGGCAUCAGGUGGUGCCGCAGGGGCCACAUCCUUAUGUUUUGUGUAUCCCCUUGAUUUUGCCCGUACCCGUCUAGCAGCUGAUGUGGGCAAAGCUGGAGCUGAAAGGGAAUUCCGAGGCCUUGGUGACUGCCUCGUUAAGAUCUACAAAUCUGAUGGGAUUAAGGGCCUGUACCAAGGCUUUAAUGUGUCUGUGCAGGGUAUUAUCAUCUACCGAGCUGCCUACUUCGGUAUCUAUGACACUGCAAAGGGAAUGCUUCCAGAUCCCAAGAAUACUCACAUCUUCAUCAGCUGGAUGAUCGCACAGUCUGUCACUGCAGUUGCUGGGUUGACUUCCUAUCCAUUUGACACUGUUCGUCGCCGCAUGAUGAUGCAGUCAGGGCGCAAAGGAACUGAUAUCAUGUACACAGGCACACUUGACUGCUGGAGGAAGAUUGCUCGCGAUGAAGGAACCAAGGCUUUUUUCAAGGGUGCAUGGUCCAAUGUUCUCAGAGGCAUGGGUGGUGCUUUUGUGCUUGUCUUGUAUGAUGAAAUUAAGAAGUUCACAUAAGUUAUUUCCUAGCCUUUUCCCCACUGUGAACAGGCAUGUUGUAUUAUAUAACAUAUCUUGAGCAUUCUUGACUGUCGGCUAUAUUUAUCAAUGGCAACUAUUUACUGGUUGAAAAUGGGAGCAAUAAUAUUCAUCUGACCAGUAUUCUCUUAAGCCAUUUCCAUGAUGAUGAUGGGACUCAAUUAUAUUUUUUAUUUUAAUCACUCCUGAUAAAUACAUUUGAGGAAAUAAAAAAAUCUGAAAUGUGA